Molecule: messenger RNA, 693 nt
Organism: Bipolaris zeicola 26-R-13
Lineage: Eukaryota; Fungi; Ascomycota; Dothideomycetes; Pleosporales; Pleosporaceae
Exons: 2
Coding region: 1-693 (230 amino acids)
Source: RefSeq, a predicted model, not a curated record
AUGGCAGAACUUCGCAACGAGCUAAAUAGGAAAGCUGAUAUUGACGACGAUGUGCGGGCGGCGAGCAUGCAAAAAGAGCAUGAACGUCUGCUGGUGCUGCAAGAGCGGACCAAUGACAGACUACGCGAGCUGGAACUUGCAAACGCAGAAAAGUCAGGUCUCUUGCGAGCAGCUUUGCUUGACCGGGACAACCUCCCACCAGAGCUGCUUGAACUCAAGAGGGUCGAAACAAUACAGCAGAUGCGCGAGAUGAUAGAGUCAGUUGUCAAGGCACCUCCAGAAACACAGCCCAGAGUCCUGGACGCGACAAGUUCAGAGAUCGCCGAGACCAUCCUCUCAUCAGAGGCAGCCCUGGACAAGGCGAAAAAAGUAAGUAACAAGCAGAUUUCCCAUACAAAGUCAUCUCCUUCCGCCUUUGACGCGGCUGUCAUGACCAUGAAGCGAUAUCAGCUUGAGCCGUCGUUGACUGCCGCUACCCUGGUGCAACCGGAAUCGCCGCAGAACAGCUACGUCAGAAAGAACAAGUCACUCCUAGAAAAGUCGAUUCCGACGGCGGGUGCGGGACAAACUAGUCGGGAUCGCAUGGCGCCGCCAGUGUUGCCAGAGAUGAGCAAACUGCCAGCAAUGUGCGAGGAUGAGUACUGCAUGGAUCAGAUUCUCAACGACUACGUGGCAAGUUUGUCCCUGGCCUAG